Messenger RNA from Protopolystoma xenopodis, 276 nucleotides. Lineage: Eukaryota; Metazoa; Platyhelminthes; Monogenea; Polystomatidea; Polystomatidae. The record is from the annotation of a GenBank genome assembly.
AUGGAUGCCUGUAGAGGACGUGAUAAAGAGAUAAUCCACUGCAUCGGUGAGGGUGGCCUAACGUGUGAUGGAGACAAGACUGAGGGGGAUCCAGCCUCUAUGACCGAGAAUAAGAAGCUGAGCAAAGAUCAGAGUGGUAGCCACAUAGCCAGAAAGAUCGACUCUUUUGUUACCAUUCCAUUUCGCGUACAGUCUUCGGCAUGUGCUCGGCCACUUUGCUUGUUGGAUCCAGCUGCAUUUUGCUUUCACCUCAUCUUUGGCGAAUGGGUUGACUAG